Molecule: messenger RNA, 1991 nt
Organism: Varroa destructor (honeybee mite)
Lineage: Eukaryota; Metazoa; Arthropoda; Arachnida; Mesostigmata; Varroidae
Product: agrin-like
Biological process (GO): cell differentiation; multicellular organism development
Cellular component (GO): extracellular region
Molecular function (GO): protein binding
Source: RefSeq, a predicted model, not a curated record
GCCGCAGACUCUUUUAUUCAAAAAAACCAAUACAAGUCGCAAUUCUUUUCUAUUUAAUUUUACAAAUAGAUUUAUUGAAGGGUACGAUACGUGAGGCAAACAAAAAAUAAUGAUAUGCGCUAAUUCCAAGAGAAAGCCAAUAUCGGUUAACUUAGACUGCAUAGAUAAGUUCGACCUAAUACUAUGUGAGCCUAGGGAAGGAACGUACAGUGAGGCGUCUAUCCUGAAAGACUCAUUAUUCAAAAAGUCAUUUAGUGAACGCUGAAGAAAAUUCAGGUAAUUUUCUUAGUCUCUAUAUAUCUCUGACGCGCAUUUUCUGCUCAAUUCCAACCAAAAGCUGUCCACACAGGUCGCCAACAGAGAAAGAUGGAAAUCGAUAAUCGAAGUUUCGCUGUGUUUAAUGAUUUGAUAUAACUCGUCCAAAAAAGGCCGCUUUUGCGGAUAACCCACAGGUGUCCGGCCUCUGAUCAAUAAUGUUUCCAUCAUAAAUCUGAAAGGUAGAGUUUUUAUGAACCCUCUAUUGUGACGGCUUUCACCGAAAUGUUACCACAUUGUUAUGCUUUCCUACUAAUAAUCGCCAAAUAAAAUGAUACAUAAACCAGCUAACCGUACAGGAAAUAGUAACACUUUUUCUUCAGGCCAAUCAUGGGCAUAUUCGCAUGCUUGCUAGCUCGAGUCGUUAGGGCCAAUUGUCGCCUCAACCAGCAAUAAUAUUUAUUAUUCGCAGUAUGAUUUCUACUGCUAGUCAUCCCUUAGAACCGUCAAAGCCAAUAAGAUAGGCCAAUGCCUUAGGAGUUGGAAAAUACUCUAGGCAGGCUGGCCGUACGAAUGGGUGCGUGAGUGAGGUGGAAGAAAAAUGAUAAAGCGGGGCCCCACGGAGUCUUGGAUUUUGUGGCCAUCAUCGCCAUAUCGACAAGCAAGGAUAUCAUCAAACCUACAAGUACGGACUCAAGGUAUGUAUCACUUUAGCGUGACGCUGGUCGUCGCCUUGAGUGCUAUGAGUGUUUCGCCACAAAGUUCAUCAGGAAGUUCUGAGAAUCUUUGUAACGGACUGGACAUUGCAACUGCGGAAAAAGCCUCCAAGGUAAUCGUGUCAGCGACUGUUGACCGCGUUCAGGAUGAGAAUUCCGUUCAGGUGGCUAUCCGCCGGGUUAUGAAAGGCAGUUCGGACCUUGCAGGCUCCAUCAUGAUUGUCAAGGGUCUCCAUGCCGAAUGUGAGCUCUUGCGUAUUGGUGAUAUCCGCUACUUCUUUUUAAACUCAGUGCGGCCCGGCGUCAUGGUAUCGGUGAGACCUCCACUUACAGUGACUCUCGACCAUAUCGAUCGGUUAAAUGCAGCUAUUGCUGCACAACUGCCACCGCGUCGACCUACCGUUAGCGACCUGCCGUGCGAAACCAAAUAUUGCCCAAACAAUCAGGAGUGUCACGAACACCAAGGCCAGGCCUCUUGCAGAUGUCCUGACUCGUGCCCGUAUGAUCCGAACGCACGUCCGGUGUGUGGUUCCAACAACUCGACGUUUACUUCUCAUUGUCGGUUACGAGUGGAUUCGUGCAGACGUUCAGAGCGCGUCUGGGUUCGCUGGGCAGGAUCAUGCGAUACGCCUAAGGAUCGCCACAUUCAUCCGUUCGAGAUGCCCCUGACAUCGUAUUAGAGAAGCUCCAAACUUAGCGCCAACAACUAUAGAUUUUCGCUGCCUGAGACGUCCAGUGAAAAAGGACAUUCGUCUUGUUAAUAAAAAGGCAAAAUAGAUUUAAAUAGAUGCCGUUUAUAUUUCAGUGGCAUUUUCUUUUAUAGCUACGUCUCACAGAAAAUGAUUGAGUUACUAAGGGUUUACGGUUACGCAGUUUUCAUUGAAUAGCUCAAUUGUUUAUUGCAUCUAUAAACAAGAGAUAAAUGCUCUCAAUAAGUUGAGCAUCCUUGCGGCUUUUUAUCAACUGUUCUCAUUGAAAAUUUUUGGACGAUGGUACAUUAAUACAUAGACUUGUAACUGU